Messenger RNA from Arabis nemorensis, 2247 nucleotides. The record is from the annotation of a GenBank genome assembly. NCBI's taxonomy places the organism in Eukaryota, Viridiplantae, Streptophyta, Magnoliopsida, Brassicales, Brassicaceae.
AUGGUGGAUAAUGAUCAAGUUACCAAUGACCUUUGUUUACUUCCUGAUCUCAAUGACGAUCCCUCUACUACGCCUUUCAAUGCUAUCGAAUUCGAUUCAUCCAUCUCUGAUCUCCUAAGCGUGGAACAUAAUCCAUUUCUUGAUCAAUCUGUGGAUAUACCUAAAGAGGAAGAUCCACAAUAUGAUGUUGAACCAGACUCUUCUCCAAAGGUGUAUAUUGCACCAAGGGUCACGAUUAACCAUCAAGACUCGUUUUCACUAGACUCUCGAAUCGAUUGUAUUGAAGAUGCUAGGAUUUUGCCUGAUUCACCUGGAGGAUCAAGCCAAGAUGUUGGUCUCUCACGUCUAAGAGUUCCUGGUUCACCUAGAGCUUUUGUGCAUCCAAGAACAUCUGUAUCCCCGCGUUUCGGGUCACCCACGAGUCCCGUGUUGAUUGAUACCGCUGCGCCGUUUGAAUCGGUGAAGGAAGCAGUUUCAAAGUUUGGAGGGAUCACAGAUUGGAAAGCACAUAAAAUCCAAACAAUAGAGAGACGGAAGACGGUUGAUCAAGAGCUUGAGAAGAUACAAGAGCAUAUGCCUGAGUAUAAGAAUCAGGCUGUUGUAGCGGAAGAGGCGAAGCAGCAAGUGGUGAUGGAGCUUGAGAGCACAAGGAGUGUUAUCGAGGCGCUAAAACUCGAGCUAGAAAAGGCUGAAAAAGAGGAGCAACAAGCGAAACAAGACUCUGAUCUUGCGAAGAUGCGUGUGGAGGAAAUGGAGCAAGGGAUAGCUGAUGAGUCUAGUGUUGCAGCAAAAGCGCAGCUCGAGGUGGCUAAAGCGAGGCAUUUGUCAGCGGUUUCUGAGCUAGGAUCGGUGAGAAAAGAGAUAGAAAUGGUCUCUAAUGAGUAUGAAUCUAUGUUGAGGGAAAACGAGUUGGCUGCGAAAAAAGCCGAGGAUUUAGUUUUGGAAGCUAAAGAUUUAGAGAAACAGAUGGAGGGUUUGACAAUAGAGGUGAUUGCAACCAAGGAGUUGUUGGAGUCAGCGCAUGCGGCUCAUCUCGAAGCGGAAGAAAAGAAACUAAAUGCAGUCAUGGAUCGGGACCACGACGUGUAUAACCGGGAGAAGGAACUGAAAAUGAUAGAAGACGAGAUUGAGAGGCUUAGACAAGAGAUUAAUGUGGCGGAUGAUGUGAAAAUCAAACUAGAGACUGCUUCUACACUUCAGCAAGAUUUAAGGGGCGAAAUAGCAGCUUACAAAGACUCAAACAAUAACAUGAUGAUGGAAAAGAGAAACAACAGUGACAUACAAGUAGCGGUUGAUUCCGCGAGGAAAGAGCUUGAAGAAGUUAUAUCCAACAUUGAGAAAGCAAAUUCCGAGGUGAAAACCUUGAAGAUAAUUGUAGGAUCAUUGACGUCCGAACUUGAAAGAGAGAAGAAAGAUUUAGUAGAAACUAAACAGAGAGAAGCUCUUUCGGUUCAGAGAAACAUCGAAGAAGCAAGAGAGGAAAGAUCCACAGAAAUAGCCAAGAAGUUGAAAGAGGCUGGCAGAGAGGCAGAGGAGGCAAAGUCACUUGCCAUAGCUGCUCGAGAGGAGCUGAGAAAGGCGAAGGAAGAGUCAGAUCAAGCAAAAACAGGAGUCUCUGCUAUAGAAAGCAAGUUAACUGAGGCAAAAAAGGAAAUGGACGCUGCAAGAGCUUCUGAGAAGUUGGCCUUAGCUGCGAUAAAAGCAUUGCAAGAGACUCAAUGUGCUACAAAUAUUGAGAACAUUAGUAGUUCACCGAGAAGCAUAAUAAUUUCCGUGGAGCAAUAUUAUGAGCUAAGCAAACAAGCACAUGAGGUAGAGGAGGCAGCCAACAGAAAAUUAGCGGAGAUCGUCUCACAAAUCGAAUUGGCUAAGGAAGAGGAAUCAAGAAUCUUGGAAAAGCUAGAGGAAGUGAAUAGAGAAACAGCUUCUAGAAAGGAAGAGCUAAAAGAAGCAAUGGGGAAAGUAGAGAAGGCUAGAGAUGGGAAGGUUGGUAUGGAGCACGAGCUGCGGAAAUGGAGCUCAGAAAACGGGAAGAGGAGCCCGAUGUCUAGCCCCGAGGGUGGAAAGAAGGAGAAUCAUGACUUAAGCAAGUCAAAAUCAGCUUUACAUACAGCAAGAUCAUUUGCAUUUGGUGAACAAGGAAACACUAGUAAUGUGUCCCCUGAAACAAAGAAGAAAAAGAAGAGGUUUUCUUUGUUGCCAAAGGUCUUCAUGUUAUUGUCAAGGAAGAAAUCGUCGAACAAGUGA